AUGAAGAGCGGCCCGGGCCCUUGGCUCUGUUGGCUGAGUUUUGGCUUCGCCUCAGUUGUCGAUUGGCCGACGUACCUGGAAGGACCUGGAACCCAGAUUCCCUCCUACUUCAACUUCGAUUGCGUGGGUCUGACCCAGACCUUCCAGUGGGAUCUUCUUUUUUUGAGUUGGGAGAAUCAGGACAAUGAAACGCUUGUUUGGUGGCAGUUUGAGGAUGCUUGGAGAAUGCAUGGUCGCGUCGAAGCAGAACGAGUCUUGUGGGAGGCUGAAACAGAGUGUCCGAUUGGGGUCUUGCACUUGCUUUUGCUGGAAACCAGUUCCUUGAUGGAGAUGCAUGAGGAAGCCGCUAGGGUGGAGUCAGUGGAUCUUCCUAGUGGCGAGUAUCUGGAGGGUCUAUACGGCCCGGAUAGCUUCGAUCAAUCUCCAGUGGAUGCUGCACAACUCUGUUUCCUGCGAGAGCACUUUCAAGAUCUUCUUGGCCGCGUCUCCUGGUACUUUGUGGCUUUGAGUCGGUGGCAGGUGUUCGAGGUGAUGUACAGACACUUUGCCCUCCUCGUGUCCAGGUGGAGGGCGUUGAAGGCACAUUGCAUGUUGGGCUGGGGGGCAAGGGCAACUUCCUGCUGCAGCGCUGACCAGCAGGAGGACCCAGUGGCCUGGCCGGCGCUGCGGGAAGCGAUGCUUACAUUCGUCGCUGGCCUCGGCCCUGAGAAGAGCCUGCCAGCUGAAACACAGCUAAGCACCGUGGGAAACUAUGUCCUGGGACGUCCAAGCGGCGAGUUCGAAUUAUUGAAGCAAGAAUGUCCAUGCGGAGUGUUGUCAGCCUCACAAUACGUUGCAUACGCCUCGAUUUUUCAGUACACGAGAAGAUUUGAGGAUGUGGCACUUCUCAUACAGGAGCUACUCGUGUCCACACCUCUGGAACAUUUUGGUGAUCCGACAGAUUGGCCGGUGAUACAGAUGUUUCGAAUUAUCGCAGACGUCGGAGUCGGACGCUUCAUCCAAUACGACGAAUACUCCAAGCGGAAAGGGCGCUUAACGGACCUUUCGCCGGAAGUGAAGGCCGCUUUGAGUCCCUUCGGCUCUUCCGAGGAGGCCAGGCGUUUCGUGCCUUUUUUUGCAUCGAACCCUGACUUGAUAUCGGUGAUUACAGAGACUUCAAUGCAUUCCGAGUUUGCGAAGACGACGUAUUCCCUCCUGGCGGGCCUUGCGGUGGACAGACGGUCUCGGCCUGUUUACUAUACGCAGUAUUAUGGUGACAAGUUUGACGAUGUCUUCAAGCUGACAGUUCAGUGGAUGCACAUCCUUGGGCUCACACCUCUCCUCGUUUCGGUGUGUUGUACGGAUGAGAUUUUUCGAAAGUGCCUGGCACAAGGACAUCUCGUUUCUUGCUGGAGCCCAGGGUCCACAGCGCUUUUGCACAGGUACAUCCCUGCAGUGAUCAUGGCACACCUGGGAAUUUCGAUGGUGUAUUUCGACUUGGAUCAGCUGUUUCUGAGGAACCCAGACAUUGUGUUCAACGGAGCCCAUGAUCGGGGAGAUGUUGAUACCAUGUGGACCCAUCACCUGGACGGGAACUGCAUUUGUGCGGGGAUGUUCUACAUGCGUGCAACUCCACAAACAGCUGAAUGGCUGGAAAAAUAUACGAGUUGGCUUUACUUGCAUCCUUAUGAGAUUGAACAGAGGGGCAUCAAUGCGAUUUUGCUUCCGAAUGGCACUAUUGAAGUGUCUUUCAAGCCGACUGACCUGCCCGACCUACGCUUGGAGAUUCUGGACGACGCGAACACCUUCGUGUCCACAGAACCUGGCUGGAUGGGCGACUUCUCGCAGAUUGUCUCCAUGCACUUUCAGUACAUGCCGCUCGAUGACAAGAUUAUGAACAUGGUCCCUGUGUUGGAAGAACUCUUGGCACACGCUUCUGCACAUGGCACACCUCCUGAUGACCCUGCGGCGUUGCCGACAACCAGCGCCACACUUUCUCGGUUCGUUCUGACCGAAAAGCCACUCAGAAGUCGAUGCUGGUAG
Molecule: messenger RNA, 2022 nt
Organism: Symbiodinium sp. CCMP2456
Lineage: Eukaryota; Dinophyceae; Suessiales; Symbiodiniaceae
Source: the annotation of a GenBank genome assembly